Molecule: messenger RNA, 1976 nt
Organism: Bursaphelenchus okinawaensis
Lineage: Eukaryota; Metazoa; Nematoda; Chromadorea; Rhabditida; Aphelenchoididae
Source: the annotation of a GenBank genome assembly
AUGAUAAGGGACCGGUCCCAUUUGGCGCUGGACCCCACAAAGAAGAGAGGGAGGUUCGGCACGACGGCUAGCGAGAUCCUCAGCCCGGUCGACAAAAACAUGAUGGACUUUGUGUGCUCGCUGAUAUCGCCGGAUAGGUUCAGAGGCAGUAAGUUUACUGUAAUUUUUUAAAACUUUUAUAGCCUAAUCCAGUCUAAUAUGUCUCUAUGUCGCUUAAAACCAAACUUCUUGACCACAAAACGCAUUAUAACUAACCAUGUUGUGUUACCUUUUAUUACCUCUUUGAGACACCGCGCAGUUGUUGCUUUAGUCGACUUGUCUUUUAUUAAUAUGCAAAUGAAGCGCUUCAACUUUUGCCGUCUGUUUUUUGUACUUGGGAACGGCCAAAAACGGAGAAAGAGACUCUUGGCCUGUUUGCAUGAAUCAGAUCACGACAUGAUCCAUUCUUUCCUCUCACCGUUACGGUACUCCAACUGUCGUAUCUUGCAUUAAUUUUAGAUAGUUGAUUGUCAAUAUUGUACGUGUUGUUGAUAGUGUUGUAUGGAUAAUUGUUCCUUGUAUUGUUGACAGUUUCAUUGUUCCUUAUGCAUGAAUCAAACCGACUCAAAAUCAAUAUUUUUCUCGAAUUUGCUGUUCCAAUUUUUAAAAUUUGAUUUCAAAUUUAAAAAUUUAGUUUUAAAUUUCGUAUUUUGAAGUUUGAACCGAUUAACAGAUUACAAAGUUUUGACAAUAGAACAGAUUAGAUGAGGAACUUUGAAAAGAAAUGGUUUUACAACUUUGUUCUGUUGUAUUAGGUUUAAAUAAGUCCAAAUAAUUUUGUGCUCCCUAACUUCGCAAAUUUUCUUAAAAAGGGGGCAAAUAAUUAUUUGAACAACCUAAUAUAAUUAUUUUGAAAGCCUACAAGGCUAAAAUUAGCCUAAAAGACGAUUAGUAUAAUUUCCUUAAUAUUCAAAAACUUGUUUCUCAUUCUGUAAUCAUAAACUCGCGAUGUUCUUCACGAGCAAAGGAAGUGUUUCGAAAUCAAGGUUUUCGAAAUAAUUCUCGUCUUUUCGGUUUCUGUUAGAGUUUCUGCUUGCAGCACGGUAAUAUAAUGGAUUUUAAAACUUAAAAAUACUUUUUUUAGAUUGACGAUGUAAAUUUAGCUUAGUUUCUCUUCUAAUAAAUAAGUUAAAAAUUUUUUAAACCAAGAUUUUUACUUUUAAAUUGUAAAUUUUACUACAUUUUUGAAAUAUUCUUUACAGUUAAUUCCUUUUUGAUUUUGCAAAAUAAUUUUAGAUAUCGACUUGCAAGGACUACAAGUCUUCGCCCAGACCCAAAACGAGAUUCUCGAAACUCCUACACCCACCAAAGUCAUAUUCCCAAAGUCUGUUACUAAAGAUCAGGAAUCGUUCGCCGAAGGCUUUCAACGUGAGUUUUAACCCAAAAAUUUUUAAAUUUUUGAAUAUAUUUUAGUUUCAAAAAUACUACAACUAUCUCUUACAUAACUGAGAGAUAUUAAUCAAGACCUUUGCUCGGCUCUGGUUAGUAUCAAAAACUUUGAAAUUGUUUUAUAUUGAAGUUUUACGUAAACCAAAAACUGUACAACUAAUCUCAAUUAUAAAAGUUACGUGAAUAUCUUUCCAGAAGCGCUGAAACAACUACAACAACAGAACAGUUUCGUUCCUACGCCGACGAAUCGCAAUCUCCCGACCAUCUACAAUAUCUUGGCUGCCAUUACUCCCACCCUCCCACCACAGAAUCCCCUGAUCCCGUCUUCGUCGGCAUCGCUCGAGUCACCGUUGACUUCUGAAGCCGACACCAAGACUUCUGAGACCUUGACAUUGUCCCCCACAGCUGUAGUCACAUCCUCAAUAUCACCAUUGAGCAACGAGUCUGGGGGGUCUUUGAUCAACACGAGUACGUGCUCAUCAACGUCGAGUACUUCUGGAGUCAACCUGGCCGAAGUUCAACGGAAAUUGACUGGUACUCAAAAGUAG